AUGCUGUUCCAAGCUAUGAGAAAACCUGAAGAUCAUCUGUUGAUCAGUCAAAAACAAAUUUAUCCCACUGGUUCAAAUAACCUGUUGAGACUUGCUUGCAACUCAUGGAUCGAACCUAUCGAGAUGUGCAAAUUUUCUAAAGUAAAUACAAGUAUGGAGACUACUUCCGAAGCUAGACCUUCUGAUUCAAUUACAUUGGUUCCAGAAGGAGAUAGGAGUGUAUCGACAGAAUCUUUAACAAAUGAGGACAACGAUUGGGAUAUAGUUGGUGACGACUUGUUAUUAGAUAUUACCGAGGAGGAUGUUUCACGGUUGGUUGAUAUAUUUCCUGGCGCAUGUAAAUUCGAGUAUGGAAAUGGAGAAAAUUCUGUGUUCUAUGGAUGUUGUAAACGUUGUUCCGAUCGUCUGAAACCAAAUAAUGCUUUCCUGGAUCAUUAUGAUGCUUGUUUUUAUUGUAUUAAUUGUCAUCAGUUACAAGAAGCAAUUAUUCCUCGUAAUCUUAUAAUGAAUUGGGAUUUUUCGCUGAAACCAGUUUGUCAAAUUACACAUCAAUUUCUUAGUGCAUUAUAUAAUAGACCAGUGAUAAAUUUAGCUAAAUUAAAUCCUAUCCUUUAUGCUACUAUACCGAAUUUAUAUUUAAUUAGACAACUUCGACGUACUUUAGUUUUGUUAUGGGAUCAAAUAAUUAGAUGUGAUGGUAAAACAACUGAAAAACUAUGUGAAUGUAUGGAUGGUCGAAUGUAUAUGCUACAAAAUAUCAAUGAUAUUGAUAUAUAUUCAAUUGAGGAUUUAAUACUUGUACAAUCUUCAAAAUUAGAGGAACUACUUAAAAAUACAAUUCAAGAUGUUGCUUUAGCACACGUACGUACAUGUAAAGCGUGUAGACGAAGAGCGUUAAUCUGUGAUUUUUGUGGUGACUUAAAUAAACCCAUAUGGACACAUGAAUUUACUACUUAUAAACGAUGUAUCAAUCCAGGUUGUUCAAAUGUGAUGCAUAUUGAUUGUUUGUUAAUGAUGGUUACAGAUUUAAUAUCUAACGUAGAUUGUUGUUUUCAACGUCAAUCCACUACAAUCCCUUUAAAAGAUUAUUCUCAAUUAAAAUUUUCUGAUAUACAAUGUAGAACAUGUAGAGAAUAUUGUACAUUAUUUUCUAGAAAUAAUCAAACUAUUGGACAUUAUGCUGAUCCAUUUUGUUUACCUAAAAUAGAUUCGUAA
Molecule: messenger RNA, 1215 nt
Organism: Schistosoma mattheei
Lineage: Eukaryota; Metazoa; Platyhelminthes; Trematoda; Strigeidida; Schistosomatidae
Source: the annotation of a GenBank genome assembly